Messenger RNA from Scaptodrosophila lebanonensis, 1010 nucleotides. It is a transcript of the gene OSCP1, whose product is annotated as protein OSCP1. Gene Ontology annotation, cellular component: plasma membrane; cytoplasm. Bases 66 to 1010 code for a protein of 314 amino acids. Gene Ontology annotation, biological process: transport. The transcript has 2 exons. Lineage: Eukaryota; Metazoa; Arthropoda; Insecta; Diptera; Drosophilidae. The record is from RefSeq and is a predicted model, not a curated record.
CCGCGUUCAGCCAACAGUUCAAUCCACGCGCCAAUAUCUUUAUUUUGGUCAAUUUGGGCUGCGAAAUGCUGUACGUAAUUGACCAGCGGCUGAAAGCGCAACAAAUUGCAGCCGACAAAUCGGUUCAAGUUAUACACGAUGUGACGACAGUGUUAUUGGAGCCGAAGUUCAUAGACUCUCUACUUAACGGUUCUACACACGGAAAUGCUCAACUAAUAACUGCCGAUCAUUGCAAAUUCAUGUUAAAUGAUAUUGCGACUUGUUCGCUGAUGCGCCUGGACGAGCAAUCGCAGGCCAAAUUGUGGAAUCUGAUGACUAUGAUGUACAAGUGGCAGUUGUUUAUGUCAGGGCAUCAGCAUCAUUUACUAGACAUUACCUUUCGCCAUCUGGAUUCGAUAAACAAACUUUAUCCGGAUGCCAAGCGGCACAUGUUGAUUGAUUUCACGAAAAAUACACUUCUCGAUUUCUGGAAUGCCUGCGGGGAAGAGCAACAGCUCUCCAUCUAUCGCACCAACAAGGCCUGGCUGCAGUGCUUCAAUACCAAAAUCUCUUUGCUAAUGCGACUUGGUUUUCAAACGCUGGACGGCAGCUUUCUGCGUGAAGUAGAUCAGAGCUAUUUCCAGAACUUUGUUCAAGGCAUCGGUGAGAAUAUCUAUAUCAAGAGCAACGAGUUGGUCCAGCAGCAGGAACACCUAUCACGAGCAACUAACAGCAAGAGUGGCAUGGAUCAGCUAGCCGCCCAACUUAAUAUUCGACAGGCGCCCGUCUCGGGCGAGGAUUUGCAGCCCAUUGAUGCGCGGCAGUUCCAGCAACAAUACGAAAAGAGCUUGCAGCAAUGCAACAUAUUGCUCGAGGACCUGGACAGCAGUAACAAUGGGGCAAGCAGACAAACCAAUGCCGCAGGAUGCGAGUUCGUGCAGCUUCAAACAGCGACUCCGACUGACACUGGAGGAAUUGGAGGGCGCGUUUUGAAUCACAAACUGCUUGAUUUAUACAGUAAAAUGCAUUAA